Molecule: messenger RNA, 1613 nt
Organism: Caenorhabditis auriculariae
Lineage: Eukaryota; Metazoa; Nematoda; Chromadorea; Rhabditida; Rhabditidae
Source: the annotation of a GenBank genome assembly
AUGAAGUCAGCAAUUUUCUGGUGAGUCAUUUUUCGCCAACAAAAUCAAAUUAAGCAAGGUCAUAGUAUUCUCAAAUUUUCCUCUUUGGAAAAAAGGUACGGAAAGUAAGAAUAUAUUUUUUGGUAGAGAGAGGAUAUCUGGAAAAGAGAAGAUAACGGCUAGACGAGUUGAACCGGUGUGAAUCGACGGGGAAAAAGUUCACUUUGGGCGAAAUUUGACCCCGAUUCUGUAGACGGCUAAACUCUCACUCCACUUUUUAUCUUUUUUUAUCUCGGAAAUCAAUCGUUCAAUUUGCAAGCGACUCAAAAUUCGGUUCGAAAAGCUUCAUUUAGAAUGUUUUUUUUUUUUGAAAUAUAAAAAGAUUACAAAUAGAUUUGGGGCUAUUACCCAGUCGCAUCUGGAAUGGAGCAAUUUUUGAAAUCGGUUUCUCCGAUAGAGUUCGAUUUGAAUACGAGUUUCAAAUGAUUUUUCAAGAUUUCACGAAUUUUUUGAGAAAGUUCAUUAUCAAGUCGGUUCACCAGCCGAAAGUUUUUUGUCAACUUUGAACUUCUACAACUUUUUUCACACUUUUUUGAAAGUUUCUGCUUUCAACCAGCGUAUAAACCUGCCCUCAGUGAACCAUGUCUUAUUUAAAAUCUCGACGUUGAGCCGACAAGGAAGGUCAUUUUGUUUUGCGCUUGGAAAUUUCUCUCAAAUUUGACCAGAUGUACCAGGAGGAGGUUCUGAGAGUCUCAACCUGUACAACUUCUUAGGUUUUGGGAAAUAAGGGUUCAAAGUGACUCAUUCUAAAGGAUUUUUCUUCAUGAUCUUCAUCAAGAAUUAUUUCCAGCGAACUUUCUAGAAAAUCUCGAAUAAAAAGACCUUUCUUGUGAGACCAUUCGCAGAAAAAAAAGCUGGUUUUAAUGGUUUGAUGGUUCCAUUUUUCGAAGCCCAAACAAAUAUUUUUAUAAUUGUCAAAUCGAAUCGAUUUCCAGGAUCUGUCUACUCUGUCUGGCGACGUUGCACUCGUCGGCGUUCCCGUUGUUCGACUCGAUCUCCCUGAGCGACUACGAGUCGACCACCCAUUCCGGCCAUUCCCAUCAUCAUCACAAGGUUCUUUUUAAACUAUUAUAUUCUUCAUUCAAAAUCAAUCAUGUUUCAUAACAACUCUCAAACUAUCCCUAUUUUGUAAAGUUAAAUAGACUUCUCGGAUCUCAACUAGGAAAAAAAGAAUUGAGAUUUUUCUGGAGCCCGCCUGACAAGGAAGGUCAUUUUACUAGGAGCUACUACUUUUUUUUUGGUAAAAAAUAAAACUUCAAUAUUUCCUUUUUUGCAUAUGAUUAUUGAAAAAACAAAAAUGACUUUUGAGGUGACCAUUCCUCGAAAAUAAGCUCUUCACCUAUCCAGGAGUUACAGGAUAACUUUUUAGAAAAAUUUGAAGUUACUUUGACAAUAGUAGAUCGGAAAAGACUACAGAAGCUCAAAAACUCUUAACAAAAUCAUCAAUCGACUUUUUGCAGCACCACAUCCGUCGGAAGCACCGCCGACGCAGCCUUUCCUCCAAGGAAGAGCCGACGAAGCAGCACCGGAACAAGCAGAUCAUGCUCACCAAGCCCUACUGGCCCUGGCCUUGA